CGAGCGAGCGAGCGGCCUGUCACAUCUGAGGCGGCGAUGGCGGGCCGGGGCGGAGGUGGCGGUCUAUUGCCCUUCGCGUUAUCUUCGUUCUUAUUAUUUUUGUUGUGGCGGCGUGGAGCGGAGGCGGCUCACAUUAAGAAAGCGGAGGCCGCGGCCUCCACGGAGCCCUCGGCUGCCGGCGGCGACGCGGCGACGCGCUACCUGGACGAAGCGGAGCUGGGGGCGUCGCUGCGUCGCUUGGCGGAGGACGAGGCCCCUCGCGGCUUGGCCAGGCUCUUCUCCAUCGGCCGCUCGGGCGAAGGCCGGGAGCUGUGGGUGCUGCGCCUCAGCGCCGACCUGCCGGAGCCCGGCGGCGGGAGCGGCGACGUCGGCGACCCGGUGGGCGGACCCCCCAUCCCGGGCCGCCCGCAAGUCAAGCUGGUGGCCAACAUGCACGGCGACGAGGCCCUUGGCAGGGCCCUGGUGGUCCGCCUGGCCCGCGAGCUGGUUGCGGGGUGGCUCCGCGGGGAACCCCGGGCGCAGCGCCUCCUCAACGGCACCGACCUCUACCUCAUGCCCAGCCUCAACCCGGACGGCUUCGCCCGCGCCGAGGAGGGCGACUGCGGCGCCGAGCAGGACGCCUCCGGGAGGGAGAACGCCAGGGGGAAAGACCUCAACCGCAGCUUCCCGGACCAGUUCGGGGCAGCCCAGCCGGACCUGGCCAACGUCCCCGAAGUGCGCGCCCUCAUGGACUGGAUGCGGCGCAACCGGUUUGUGCUUUCUGGGAACCUGCACGGGGGAUCUGUUGUUGCAAGCUAUCCAUUUGAUGACUCCGCUGUGCACAAGACCUCUGGGGUGUACAGCAAAUCUGCCGAUGAUGAGGUAUUCAGGUAUUUAGCAAAGGCUUAUGCAUCAAACCAUCCAAUAAUGAAAACUGGCACCCCAAACUGCCCUGGGGAGGAAGAAGAAACUUUCCAAGAUGGCAUCACCAAUGGUGCUCAGUGGUACGACGUGGAAGGUGGCAUGCAGGAUUAUAACUACUUGUGGGCCAAUUGCUUUGAAGUCACCUUUGAGCUUUCCUGCUGUAAAUACCCACCAGCUUCGCAGCUUGAGAAGGAAUGGGAGAAUAACCGGGAAUCUCUUCUCGCCUUCAUUGAAAAAGUUCACAUUGGAAUCAAAGGGUUUGUGAGGGAUUUGGUGACUGGGGCUGGCUUGGAAAAUGCAACUAUUGCUGUGGCUGGGAUUGAUCACAACAUCACAACUGACUGGUUUGGUGACUAUCACAGACUGCUGGUGCCUGGGAUCUACAACAUCACAGCUGCUGUCAUGGGCUACCUGCCAGUCACCAAAGUGAAUGUAGAAGUCAAGGAAGGGAAUGCAACUGUUGUGGACUUCUCCUUGCAACCUUCAAUAGCAGUGCUGGCCUCUGACCCAACCCAGGAUGUGCCACUAGCCACCACAGAGUCUGUUACCAACACCACCAACACCACUGAUGCAAAUAGGACAACUUCCUUCCACCAAGCGAUCCAACCAGAGGAAUUCCGCCAUCAUCAUUUCCCUGACAUGGAGAUCUUCUUGAGGAAAUAUGCCACCGAGUACCCAAAUAUUGCUCGCCUCUACUCAGUUGGCAAGUCGGUGAAGCAGCUGGAAUUGUAUGUCAUGGAAAUAUCUGACAACCCAGGCAUCCACGAAGCAGCUGAACCAGAGUUCAAGUAUAUUGCAAAUAUGCAUGGCAAUGAGGUAGUAGGAAGAGAGCUUCUCCUUAAUCUCAUUGAGUACCUCUGCAAGAACUAUGGCACAGAUCCUGAAGUAACUGACUUGGUCCAAAACACUCGGAUCCACAUCAUGCCAUCCAUGAACCCUGACGGCUACGAGAAAGCCCAUGAAGGAGACAGAUUAGGGAUUGUUGGCAGAAACAACAGCAACAACUAUGACCUGAAUCGGAACUUCCCUGAUCAGUUCUUCCAGGUCACUGACCCUCCACAGCCAGAGACAUUAGCUGUCAUGAGCUGGCUGAAGACCUACCCAUUUGUGCUUUCUGCAAACUUGCAUGGAGGCUCUUUAGUGGUUAACUACCCCUAUGACGACGACCAACAAGGAGUUGCGACAUACAGUAGAUCCCCUGAUGAUGCAGUCUUUAAGCAAAUUGCACUUUCCUAUGCCAAGGAGAAUGCACGGAUGUUUGAGGGUCACCCCUGUGCAGACAUGUAUCCUGGCGAGUACUUCCCUCACGGCAUCACCAAUGGAGCUCAGUGGUAUAAUGUUCCAGGUGGCAUGCAGGACUGGAAUUACUUAAACACCAAUUGCUUUGAAGUGACCAUUGAGUUGGGCUGCAUCAAAUAUCCUCAGUCAGAGGAGUUGCCAAAAUACUGGAAGCAGAACCACAGGUCUCUGCUGCAAUUCAUCAAGCAGGUCCACCAAGGCAUCAAAGGGUUUGUGUUGGAUGCCACAGAUGGACGGGGCAUCUUAAAUGCGACCAUCAGUGUUGCGGACAUUGAUCACCCUGUCUCUACCUAUAAGAGUGGAGACUAUUGGCGCCUGUUGACCCAGGGAACAUACAAAAUUACAGCAUCUGCACGAGGGUAUAAUUCAGAAACUAAGACAGUGAAAGUUGGAGGUAAAGGUGCAGUGCAGGUCAACUUUACUUUGACUCGAAAAGACUCCAAAGUAGAGGAGGGGACAGUACCAGAUAAAAAUAUGGUUGGCCUCAACGGCACAGUCACCAAAGAGUUUGAGACCCUGAUUAAAGACCUCUCAGCAGAGAAUGGCUUGGAGCGCCUCCUGCUGUCGUCAUCGGCAGAUGUCCAGCCUCAUCGCUACCGUUCCUACAAUGAACUCUCCGAGUCUCUCAGAGGCCUCAACUUGAACUAUCAGAAGAUCACAAAUCUCUCAAGCUUGGGCCAAAGUGUUGAGUUUCGUCAUAUCUGGUCCCUGGAAAUCUCCAACAAACCCAAAGAAUCUGAGCCAGAGGAGCCAAAGAUCCGUUUUGUGGCUGGCAUCCAUGGCAACGCCCCUGUUGGCACAGAGCUACUCUUGGCCUUGGCAGAGUUCCUCUGCAUGAACUACAAAAAGAACCUGGCCAUUACCAAGCUGAUUGACAAUACAAGAAUUGUCAUCGUGCCAUCCCUGAAUCCAGAUGGGCGAGAGAUUGCUCAGGAGAGAGACUGCACUUCAAAGACGGGCCUGACCAACAUUCAUGGCAAAGAUCUGGACGCUGAUUUCACAAGCAAUUCCUCUGGGGCAAGAGAACCGGAAACCAAGGCCAUCAUGGACAACCUGAUACUGAAGCAAGACUUCAGUCUCUCUGUUGCCUUGGACGGAGGAUCUCUGCUUGUCACUUACCCCUAUGACAAGCCUGUGCAGACAGUGGAGAACAAAGAGACUCUGAGAUAUUUGGCAUCUGUGUAUGCAAACAACCAUCCCACAAUGCAUCUGGGCCAGCCUAGCUGUCCAAACAAGUCAGAUGAGACUAUUCCUGGAGGGGUGUUGCUUGGGGCUGAAUGGAACAGUCACCUGGGAAGCAUGAAGGAUUUCAGUCUUUCCUACGGACACUGCCCAGAGAUGACGGUAUACACUGGCUGCUGUUACUUUCCCAGUGCGGGGCAGCUUCCUACUCUCUGGGCGGAGAAUAAGAAAUCUCUUCUCAGCAUGCUAGUGGAGGUUCAUAAAGGAGUCUACGGGUUUGUCCGAGACAGGCAUGGACAGCCAGUGUCGAAAGCUCAAAUUGUGCUCAACGAAGGGGUAAAAGUCUACACUAAGGAAGGUGGUUAUUUCCAUGUGCUGCUGGCUCCUGGCUACCAUAAGAUCCAUGCUAUAGCGGAAGGUUAUCAGCAGCAGAAUGUCAAGGUCUUGGUUCGCCAUGACAUGGCUAGCUUUCUCCAUGUGCAGUUUGACACGGACAACAAGAUCUUUGGCCUUCCAAGGGAGUUGGUGGUUACGGUAGCAGGUGCUACCAUGACAGCUGUGAUCCUGACAGCCUGCAUCAUCUGGUGUGUGUGUUCCAUCAAGUCCAACCGGCACAAGGACGGCUUCCACCGCCUACGACAGCACCAUGACGACUAUGAGGAUGAGAUCCGCAUGAUGUCCACGGGCUCCAAGAAGUCCUUGCUGAGCCACGAGUUCCAGGAUGAAACGGACACUGAGGAGGAGACACUCUACUCUAGCAAACACUGACCCACCCGGCAGCAGGGAAGUUCCCUGCAGAGACAGAUCCUGCAACACUGAGCAUCCCCCCCCCCUCAAGCGACGGACCCAGAACGUGUGUCCUCCCAAACCUUUGCUCUUGGCUCAUGCCAGUUCCUGGUUUAUGCACAAGGAGGGCACCCCACCCCACCCCACUCUCCAGCUGGCUUCUCUUCUAGUCAGGAGUGCAACUGGAAGCCUGGUUGCUUACAAGCCCACUCCAGGGAGGGGAACGCCCAAAUGGUUUUGUGGCAUUGCUAGCACUUUGGCAAUGUUUUCCCUAAGCCCAUCUGAGACUUUUCACUCCAUGCAAUUAUCUGUGGGAAAUUCACUGUAGCUGCCAAGACGUUUGUCUAAACUACUGCUGCUCCAGCAGCAUAUGGAAGUUUUUGGAACCUCUUAUUCUCUUCUGCCUGGGGCAGGGUCAAUGGGUGCAGGGUGUUAGGAAACUGGUCUUUGCUCACUACUUAGAGGAAUUAAGCUCUUCCUUCUGUUAAGAAUGACUUCAGGUUAGGUUAUUUUGGCAGAAGCCUGGUUCAUGGUUACCUUUGACUCCUAGCAAGAGAGGAGCGUUGUAUCAAGAUGCAAGAAUCUCUGUCUCCAGUUAAGGUGACAGUUCUUUUGAAAAAUAAAAAACAUGUUUUGGUUGA
Molecule: messenger RNA, 4811 nt
Organism: Lacerta agilis (Sand lizard)
Lineage: Eukaryota; Metazoa; Chordata; Lepidosauria; Squamata; Lacertidae
Gene: CPD
Product: carboxypeptidase D
Exons: 21
Coding region: 37-4152 (1371 amino acids)
Biological process (GO): proteolysis
Molecular function (GO): zinc ion binding; metallocarboxypeptidase activity
Source: RefSeq, a predicted model, not a curated record